AUGAAGCACCUAUCUCGUCGGGGCUCUGACAGUCACUACUACUACUACUACUACUACUACUACUACUACUACUACUACUACUACUACUACUACUACUACUACUACUACUACUACUACUACUACUACUACUGCUACUGGUGUCUUUCCUCCAGUCCUCUGAAGCGGAACUGCGGUGUAAUUAUCAUGGCGUCGACACAUCGUUGCUUCCGAUCUCGGAUGGUGUUUGGACUUAUGAUUGGCCGAAUGAAGGACCACAGUUUCUAG
Molecule: messenger RNA, 264 nt
Organism: Spirometra erinaceieuropaei
Lineage: Eukaryota; Metazoa; Platyhelminthes; Cestoda; Diphyllobothriidea; Diphyllobothriidae
Source: the annotation of a GenBank genome assembly